This is a messenger RNA of Hibiscus syriacus, 2067 nucleotides long. Its product is annotated as cyclin-dependent kinase F-4-like. The coding region runs from base 609 to 1919 and encodes 436 amino acids. Gene Ontology annotation, cellular component: nucleus; cytoplasm. The transcript has 17 exons. Gene Ontology annotation, molecular function: protein serine/threonine kinase activity; ATP binding. Lineage: Eukaryota; Viridiplantae; Streptophyta; Magnoliopsida; Malvales; Malvaceae. Gene Ontology annotation, biological process: protein phosphorylation; intracellular signal transduction. The record is from RefSeq and is a predicted model, not a curated record.
UUGCAGUGAAUUGAUGAUACUGCAUCUGGUUGAAAAUUUUGGGAAAAUGCCUUUCAGGUCUUAACACUCUUGGUACACUGUUGAAAGUUUCAUGUUAAACUUUAGCAGCUCUAGUUCUCUAUCAGUUUUCUGUUGUUGCUCCUGAUGGAUACUGAUUAGUGAUGAAUAUUGAUGUAUUGAGCAUUCUGCAACAGUUUCUAUUUAGCCUAGAUGAGUUGACUGUGAUUAAGUUUUUAAAACCAAGAGAAAGUAUAUUAAGCUUCGGAUCAUUCCUGUUUAAUAAAGCAAAUCAAUAAUUCUGGUUGGUGCCUGUCAGUAUGUUAUGUGGAGCUCAUCUAUUCCCUCCGUUGAUGCUUUGUUCUCUGCUUGAAGCUAUGGAUUUAGUAACAAAUAAAGCUCUGAAGCCCAUCCACCAUAAUAUUUCUGGUUUUAUGGUUUUGCAUGUUGCUUGAGGAAAUUGAUUGACUGAGGUGACCAACAACACAGUUUGUUAAUGUUCUAUUGUUUCUAAUACAAAAAUUUUUACUGAAGAUAUAUGUCAUAUCAUUACCAUUGUUUCUUAUACAUCUCUUGACUAAAGUGAGGGCUACAUUUUCUUCUACAAGAAAAUGGAGAGAUACAAGAUAAUAAAGGAAGUUGGUGAUGGAACAUUUGGUAGUGUAUGGCAAGCUAUUAAUAAGCUGUCUGGUGAAGUUGUUGCAAUUAAGAAAAUGAAGAAGAAAUAUUACACAUGGGAAGAGUGUGUGAAUUUGAGAGAAGUUAAGUCACUGAGGAGAAUGAGUCAUCCCAAUAUUGUGAAGCUAAAGGAAGUCAUCAGGGAAAAUAACAUUCUGUACUUUGUGUUUGAAUAUAUGGAAUUCAAUCUCUACCAACUUAUGAAAGACAGAGAAAAGCUUUUUUCAGAAGUUGAAAUCAGAAAUUGGUGUUUCCAAGUCUUUCAAGGUCUUGCAUACGUGCACCAGUGUGGAUAUUUUCAUCGUGACCUAAAGCCAGAGAAUCUGUUGGUUACUAGAGAUGUAAUCAAAAUUGCUGAUUUUGGUCUUGCACGGGAAAUUAGUUCACAGCCUCCAUACACUGAAUAUGUGUCAACACGCUGGUAUCGCGCCCCUGAAAUACUUCUUCAAUCGUACCUAUAUUCUUCAAAAGUUGAUAUGUGGGCAAUGGGUGCAAUAAUGGCAGAAUUGUUCACCUUAUGUCCUCUUUUUCCUGGUGCCAACGAAGCAGAUGAAAUCUACAAAAUUUGCAGUGUAAUCGGUACUCCAACUAAGGAUUUAUGGUCUGAUGGUCUUAACCUUGCAAGAGCAAUAAACUACCAGUUCCCACAGUUCCCUGGUGUGCAUCUGUCCACAUUGAUACCAUCAGCAAGUGAUGAUGCAAUUAACCUUAUUACCUCUCUCUGUUCAUGGGAUCCUUGCAAAAGGCCAAUGGCUGCCGAGACGCUUCGACAUCCAUUCUUUCAGAGUUGUUAUUAUGUUCCACCCUCUCUUCGCCCCAGAGUUGCUGUGUCUAGAACUCCUCCAUCUGCAUGCUUAGUUGGGGAGAAAGGAACAUUGGAAUGGCAAUCAGGUAGGAGAUUCUCUGGGGCUCUACCUAAUUCAAAGCUAACUGACAAUCAUUCCACUGUAAAGGCAAGUGCAUCUUUGGGCACAGGUGUGCAACUCAAGCUGGAUCUGGUUAAUAAGGAUCUUAGUAAUAAUGACAAGUCCUUGAAGAGCUCUGCUAGACAACCAAGGUAUCGGCCACCAGGAAGAAAAAGUCCAUUUGCUGCUGCAUCCAUCAACAAGGACCUGAAUGCCAUUGGAGCUGCGGAUGUAGCGGAUAAGUUGGCAAAUGUGACAAUUGGGAAUCGGCGGCCAUAUGUUGUGCAAUUAAGGCACUCCUCCUAUAAAGGCUGGGGUUCAGUGGACUGCGGGGUGUGACCUGUUUCUUAUACCUACCCCCAUGUGAAACUUGAAUCACCAGGAAAAAAGUAGCAGCAUGUAAUGUUGAUAUGCCCUAGCGUCAUGGUUCGUAUAAUAAAUAAUCGCUGGAGUCCAAAUAUCGAAAUGAGUGUUUUCUUUGAUAAAC